UUAUUGGCACAAACACAAAAGUUUUGGCUAUACAAGUGUAUUUUGCCUUUUUAUUACAACCCCAGACUAGAAAAAAAAAAAAAAAACAAAUUAUAUAGAAAAACUGAAAAUAAUAGGAAACUGUACAGCUUUGUAGAAUUCCCAGUUCCCACCUCCAGUUGAAUGCUACCGGCGAUAAACGCUACGCAUACACACGUGUCACCAGUUGAUCGAGAAAGCCAGAAAGCAAAUGUUAAAAAUAAAAUACCCGUGGCCCCCACCUCCCUAGCUUUCCGGCGAGCUGGUUUAGGUUUAACGCAAUUCCAGGACAAGUAGCCAUUACUAAAAUAUAAAAACAGAAUUCAUCCAUACAAAAAAAAAAAAAAAAAAAAAAAAAAAAAAAAAAAAAAACUGAAACGAGACGGAAAAGCAAUAUAAAAUAAAAUUGCUAUUUUGUUUUUUUCUCUUUUCGUAUUUGUUUUCUCGAAUGUAAAAGGAAAAAACAAAAAAUUGCAUCGGUAAGAAAAGCUGGCAUGACCGACGCGUCAAGGUCCACGAUCCCACGUGGCGUAAAUCCAGCGGCUACCGACGCCAGGGAAAAAAUACUGCCUACGGAGUCUCCACCCUAACUUGCCCUGCACCCACCUCCUUCUUUCCUUCUCCCAGUUCCCAAUUCUCAUCACCAUCAUUCCCCUGAUUCUCUCCGUAGUCCCCUCUAUCUCUCUCUCUCUCGCUCGCUCGCUCGCAAAGCUCGGAUCUUAAGCGAGGCAGGCAGCGAAUCUAGUUUCCCUCUCCAUUCAUUUCUCUCACUAACUCUCUUCUGAGUUCUUCUCAUCAGCUCCUUUUCCCUCAGUGCACAGGCUUCUUUGGUUUUCUUACUCAAACAAGCAUUUCUCUUUUCACUUUUCAAUCUGUUUGUUUAAUUGGGUUCUCUCUCUCGAGCUCCCUUUGGAUCGCUUGAGCCAUCAGAUUCUGUCCCGGCUCUUGAUUCGAACCCGAUUCCCUCUGUCGAAUUUGCUUGCUUCUGUUCUGGGUCCCUGUACCAAUACUCACUGGGAGAGCUAGAGCUGAAAUUGGUGAUCUUCGGAGUGAUUUCUCGCAUUUCGGGAGGUGGGUUUUGCUAAACAGAGCUUGCUUUGGGUUUUGGGAUUUGUCUUUUUUUAUUGAUGAAUUUAUGGGCGAUUUGAAGAUUUUAACCAGACGCCGCCCUGCAAUCACCAGCCCUUUCGAGCAAAUGGACAAAGGCAAUGGCAAGAACCAGCAGAACCGUCUCUGCUUGUUGGCAUCCCUCUCUGCUUUCUUCUGGAUUCUCUUGCUCUACUUCCAUUUCGUCGUGUUGGGAGGCCGUACCGGUGGCGCCGAUGAAUCAUCGACGGUUAGAUUACAGUCCAAUCCGCCGGUGGUGGUCGAAUCCAGAAUCCCAGUUCCCGUCCCCGUCCGCGUAGUUGAAGAGCCUCCACGACCCAAAAUCGCCGCCGCCGAAGAAGAAGUUAUUACCCCUCAUGUCACUGAGCAGCAGCCCAAGACUUUCCCCUUCAUGAGAGCUCUGAGAACCGUACAGAACAAGACGGAUCGAUGCGGUGGGAGGUAUAUCUAUGUCCAUGAUCUGCCUUCUAGGUUCAACGAUGACAUGUUGAAGGAGUGCAGGAGUUUGAGUCUUUGGACCAAUAUGUGCAAGUUCACCACCAAUGCCGGCAUGGGCCCGCCAUUGGAGAAUGUGGAAGGUGUGUUCUCCAACACUGGGUGGUACGCCACCAAUCAAUUUGCUGUGGAUGUGAUCUUCAGUAACAGGAUGAAGCAGUAUGACUGCUUGACCAAUGAUUCCUCUCUUGCUGCUGCCAUUUUUGUGCCCUUUUAUGCCGGUUUCGAUAUCGCUAGGUACCUUUGGGGAUAUAACAUUUCGAGGAGGGAUGCUGCUUCUCUUGAUCUGGUGGACUGGCUCAUGAAGAGGCCAGAGUGGAAGAUCAUGCAAGGUCGGGAUCAUUUCCUGGUGGCCGGGAGGAUUACCUGGGAUUUCAGGAGGCUCUCUGAGGAAGAAGGUGAUUGGGGGAAUAAGCUUUUGUUCUUGCCUGCUGCAAAGAAUAUGUCGAUGCUUGUUGUCGAGUCGAGCCCUUGGAAUGCAAAUGAUUUCGGGAUUCCAUAUCCUACCUAUUUCCAUCCUGCUAAGGAUGCUGAUGUGUUUGCUUGGCAAGACCGGAUGAGGAAGUUGGAGAGGAAGUAUCUCUUCUCCUUUGCUGGGGCUCCACGUCCCGGCAACCCCAAGUCGAUCAGAGGCCAGAUUAUAGACCAGUGCAGGGGUUCUAAGGUGGGCAAGUUGUUGGAGUGUGAUUUUGGGGAGAGCAAGUGUCAUUCUCCGAGCAGCAUAAUGCAGAUGUUCCAAAGCUCCCAUUUUUGUCUGCAACCUCAGGGGGAUUCAUACACGAGAAGAUCUGCUUUCGAUUCCAUGUUGGCAGGGUGCAUUCCAGUUUUCUUCCAUCCUGGGUCAGCAUACACUCAAUACACAUGGCAUCUCCCAAAGAACUUCACUACGUAUUCUGUGUUCAUUCCAGAGGACGAUAUCCGAUUAAGGAAUGGUAGCAUUGAGGAACGGCUUAGCCAGAUUCCUCCCGAGCAGGUUCAGAUAAUGAGGGAGAAUGUUAUAAACCUCAUCCCCCAGCUCAUAUAUGCAGAUCCUCGAUCGAAGUUGGAGACCUUCAAAGACGCGUUUGAUGUUGCCGUGCAAGCUGUGAUUGACAAGGUGACGAGGUUGAGGAAGAACAUCAUCGUAGGGCGAACAGAGUACGACAAUUUCGUGGAGGAGAAUAGCUGGAAGUACGCCUUGCUGGAAGAAGGGCAACGGGAGGCCGGAUGGCAUGAAUGGGAUCCAUUCUUCUCGAAACCAAAGGGGGAAAGUGCUGGUGAUGGUUCUACUGGCUCAUCAGCUGAAGCCGCGAAAAAUUCGUGGAAGAACGAGCAAAGGGAUCAGAAAUGAUGUUGAAGGUUAGAGUAAAGAAUGAAUCAAUGAACGAUACCGAAAAAUGCAGAAGCUGGACUGGGUUCCCUAGACCCAAGCAAUGCAGCAAUGGUCCUUCCCCAGCCUUGCCUUCGGUUAGAAUAGCUUCAACUUUCUUGCAUCAGGUGAGACCUUGAAUAGGGUUACAAAAUGAGGCUGUAAGUGCUACAUAUGUGGUAAAAAAAUUUGCUUUCUUUAUCAAGUCAACAAGAAAGCACUAUACUUUGUGAUUCCGUAGGGAACUCUUUAUUUUACAGUUCCAGCGCUGGCUUUUUGGUUUUUGAUUACCUCGGCUAGUGAUUCUUUGUAAUUUUUUUGUUGUUGUUGUGGUGGGUGUAGCAAAGUGUCAUCUUUCUGUUUCUUCUCUGGUCCAUGUUAUGAUGUAACAAAUAAGGUAUUAGAUUACACUGUUUAAUGAAACAAUAUAUUUUGGAGCUUUUUUUUUUAUCACUGGAAAGUGUGUCCUCUAAACCUUCAACUGAAGCUUAUGAACCGUCACAUUUGCCAUAUUUAGCCAAACUGCAGAACAGCAGCUGUCUGGCAGCUCUGCAGAUUGCUUUUCGUGUCCUCUUACCACUCAUCUGUAUACCUACUUUCUGAUUCAGAGGGCUUAUCGAGUUCUUCUUUUCCUUUUUUGAAGUUCUUACUUUUUAGCUUCCCAUUCUUUGUGGAGUGGCUGGAAUUGAUGUCGCACUAGAAACGUUUCAUGUUUCAUAGUCUGGACGGCCAUAGCUAAGGAGUCGAUGCAGAGAUGGGACCUUUUCCGAAAUGCUUUUCUCCAAGCUAGCUAGUGACAGUCCGCUGUCGGAGCAGGGUCUGAUCUCUCUGGGAGUGAUGGAGCUGCUGUUACAAUUGUUAGACGCCAGGUGCGUUUACCAUGUGACAGCAAAUUUGGAUUGUGGUUUAUUCCUAUUCUUAUUUUGAAGGACAAGAUUUAGCUACAACCUGCGAAAGAGGAGUUCGAAGGACCCAAAACCACAUGUCAACUUGUGAUUCGUAUGUAUUUUUAUUAUUCUGUAUCAGAUAUAUGAAAAUACACUUACAAAAAUGAAAAUACUAUAUUGGCUUUAUAAUUUCUAAAUUUUAGAGUUAAUACGUUCGUUUGGUCCGAACUAUACACAAAUUUUUAAUUUUGGCUCGUGGUUUCUGAAAUUGCUAUCCAGACCUGAACUAUGAACCAUACUUUCUAACUUGGCCCGGAGCCGGGUUUGACCGUCAAUAAUAAUAAACGGAAAAAAAACCUUAACUAUGUACCAUACUUUCUAACUUUGAUGAUAAUAAACGCAAAAAAAAAAAACCCUCUAUUUAUCCCCUCCUCUCUCACCUCAAUCGGGGAAAAACCAAUUCCCAAACCCCCUUCUUCCCCCGAAACCCACAUCCAUCCUUCUUCCCCUUCUCCUCCGCCGCCAGCAACCCUCCUCGCCUCUCCUCCCACGCUUCCACCUCUCUCCGCUGCGCCGGAUUCUCUCUCGCCGUUCUCUAUCCUGCUCUCUGACUUUCACCCUUCUAGUAGCAAUUUUGGGGUUCUGACUUUCAAUUUCCUCCCACAUCCUCCCUCUCCCUUCAAAAUCAAUCGAUUCCUUCUGCUUACAAUUCAUGGAGCUCGGUGCUGGGAAAUCGGGGACCCGUAGAAUACGACAUUGAUAGCCACUAUACUAGCAGUGUCAUUUUGAGUUAUACUUGCCUCAGAACGGGGCAGUUAGAUGUACCGUGCAAACGAUUGACACAAUCGGCACGAGGGUAGUAGCAUACACACCAAAUGGGUUUAUAGAAUUAAGUAUAAGGUUGAAGUUACUGUGGAAUGUUUUAAAGCUCGUCUAAUAGAAAAAGGUUACAAACAAACUAAAGGUAUUGAUAAUCU
Linum trigynum is the source of this 4832-nucleotide messenger RNA. The record is from the annotation of a GenBank genome assembly. NCBI's taxonomy places the organism in Eukaryota, Viridiplantae, Streptophyta, Magnoliopsida, Malpighiales, Linaceae.